ACCGACCAAAACUCACAGGUGUAAGUCCAUCACUUGAUUCUGGAGAAAACGUAUCAUUCUUUCCUAUUUCGCUUUUGAAAACGAUUCCCACCAAGUUUCCUGGCCCCGAAUCGACAUCCGCCCCUCCUUCCUGCCAAGCUUGAUUCCAAGGGGACGGCAAACCCUAAGCAACACACGUCGCGGCCGCAACUAUGUCGCCGUCCUGCGACGGAACCUCCAGUGACGGCGACUGCUGCUCGCGCCUCUCCUGCGAAAAUGACGGAUUUAACGACAAUAAGAUCGGCAAACCAGUUGAUUGCACCUGCAUGCAAUGCAAGAGAUCGGAUCCCUCCUUCUUGUCGUCUUCGAAUUGCUCGUCUUCUCCUUCUUCCUUUGAGUUCAAUUCCGAACCGUUCAGGGAUUCCGAGAAGCUGCGGAGGAUCAUUUUCGCUUCAGUGAAGGGAUUCUCAAUUGGAGCUGGCCUCAAAGGUGGCUUAGCUCUCUUCUCGAUUUUGGCUCGUUUAAGACGUGGUAGAUUAUCAACUUCCUCGAGGAAAGUUGAGCAAAUCUCGAACAGUGAAGCAAUUGCUUUGGCGAUCAAGGAGACGGUUAGAUAUGGCCUAUUUUUGGGAACUUUUGCUGGUACUUUUGCCUCCGUUGAUGAGAUUAUAGCUGCUUUGGCAGGUCACCGAAGAACUGCCAAAUGGAGGGCUUUAUUUGCGGGCUUGAUUGCGGGGCCUUCGAUGCUUCUCACGGGGCCGAACACACAGCACAGAAGCUUGGCCAUAUACAUAUUCAUGCGCGCCGCUGUGUUGGCGGCACGCUGUGGGAUCAAGAGCAAGCGGUUUGGGCGGGUUUGUAAGCCACUCACUUGGAAGCACGGUGACAUAUUCCUUAUGUGUCUCUCCUCCUCGCAGAUUUUGUCUGCUUACAUUUUGAAGCAAGAAAGUCUGCCACCAUCAUACAAGUCUUUCCUCAAUAAACAUGGUGGGAAAGAUGCCGCUAUUCUGCAGGGUGUAAAAGAAAUUGCAACAGGCAUGUCGUUCACUAAUUUGGGGGCAAUAGAGAAGUACUACAUGUCUACUGGCGUUAAUGUUAAACUGGAUCCACAAAUGAAAAUUCCGUGUUUGAUGGUACACGGGAAUCAAUCAUGUGGUGCUCAUGUUGUUUCUUUUCUUAUUCAAGCCUAUAAAAGAGCAUUACCAGUAUACCUUCCAGUAUAUUUAAUUCCUGCACUGAUAGUUCAUCGUCAAGACCUCCUAAAAAGGCCCUACACAAUUUUAGGGAAGGGUCUUCUUGGUACGGCGAGAUCAAGCUUAUUUCUAUCUGUAUAUUGCUCAUCGGCCUGGAUGUGGACAUGCCUGCUAUUCAGGAUUUUUAAGAGAUGUAAUAUACCAAUGGUGGCAAUGGGGACGUUUCCAACUGGCCUGGCUUUGGGUAUCGAAAAGAAAAGCAGGCGAAUUGAGAUAUCACUCUACUGCCUUGCACGGGCUAUAGAGAGCUUCUUUAUGUGCAUGGCCGAUAUUGGAUGUUUGCCACCAUCAACGAAAUUGAAGCGGGCCGAUGUGGUUAUUUUCAGCAUAUCAACGGCUAUCAUUAUGCACUGUUACGCACAGGAGAGGGAGGUAUUUCGAUCCAAGUACUUAAAUGUUCUUGACUGGGUGUUUGGUGUGCCUUCCCCAUGUGAAACACCUCGGUGCAGAAGUACUUAGCACGUGCAGAAGUAUUUUUGGGUCCAAUACACCGUUUCCAGGGUGGUCUGUCAUUCUUUCCUGAAUGACCAAAAAGAACGUGUAUGUUUUUGUACUUUGUAGUUUUAAGUCACAACCGAUAAAUUAAUUUUGAUGUCUAACCAAAAGAAAUAACAGUUAAUACAAGUUAAACCAGUGCCUUCCUUUUACGAUAAGGAUGCACUCCCAAAAUUAGUACUGAGGCUUUUACAGGUCUAAAGAAGUAUUUAAAUUUAUUAA
This is a messenger RNA of Carica papaya (papaya), 1949 nucleotides long. RefSeq lists its product as uncharacterized. The record is from RefSeq and is a predicted model, not a curated record. Lineage: Eukaryota; Viridiplantae; Streptophyta; Magnoliopsida; Brassicales; Caricaceae.